GUUUCCUCGCUGUUUCCGUAAAGAAGAAUUGGUGAUUCGAAUGGCCAGAAGUAGCUGAGUUCGUUUCGGUUAACGUCACUCGUUAAGAUUAUCUGUAGGAAGAGUUUGUAAUUUGUGCUCUAGUGGAUUUUUUUAAACAGUGUUUUUAAUCUCUUGUGGUGAAUUUUAAAGGUGUUAUACUUUUAGUCAAGGCUGCGCGGCCUCCCGGGUUAGUCAGCAUGAGUUACGGCAGGGCCCCGCCAGACAUCGGCGGCAUGACUUCCCUCAAAGUGGACAACCUGACCUACAGAACUUCACCCGAAACCCUCAGGUACGUGUUCGAGAAGUACGGCCGGGUCGGGGACAUCUACAUACCCCGUGACCGCUACACGAAGGAGAGCCGGGGAUUCGCGUUUGUCCGUUUCCACGACAAGCGGGACGCGGAGGAUGCGAUGGACGCCAUGGACGGGGCGCUCCUGGACGGCCGGGAGUUACGGGUCCAGAUGGCGCGAUACGGCCGCCCUCCCGACUCCCAUCACGGGGGACGCGGAGGAGGAUCGUCGGGCCAGAGGCGCAGCGGCUCUGGACGCAGAAGCAGGAGCCAUUCCGGCAGCCCAAGGCGAAGAAGACAAAGCCGAUCCCGCAGCAGGAGCCGCUCUCGUUCCAGAAGCCGGUCCCGCUACAGCCGAUCCAGGUCCAACUCAAGAUCCAAAUCCCGCUCCCCCAGAGACAAAAAGUCCAAGGUACAUUCUCCCUCAAGAUCUCGAUCCAGGUCCCACUCCAAGCCGAGGUCCAGGUCCAGGAGCGGCAGCCCUUCCUCCAAAAAGGGCUCCAGGUCCAGAUCUAAAAGUCCGCCGAAACAGGCAGAGAAUUGAACGGAGUCCUUUGGGAAAGUUUCGAUGGAAGACGUCAGAGUUUGGCUCUCGUGCCGCCGCCGCCAGCAGCAGCGUUCAUCUGUCAAAGGUUGCUGUAUUUUGUGUUUCAGUCUUUUCUAUUUAGCUGCCCUUAAAAUACAAUUUGACUUCACGUUUAUAGAGGGAUUUGGUUUAAUUCAUGUUUGUUAUUUUUCUUUAAUUUGAGAGUAAAUUUUAGAAAAUCUUGGUGGAGACUCUGCAGGUUCAAAUAAAGACUAGAACUUUGAGGUUUACUUUCAUGCUUUAGGCUUUUUUUGUAUUUUCUAAAUCUGCUUGGAAAUGACAUUAAACAAUCAGUUGAAUAAUUGUUUGCAUUUAUUUGGUUCAUGCAUCCUGUCAAAGUGAAUUUGUUUGCUGCGAAACAGUAAAACAAUAAGCUGAAGCUGAUUUUUGUUGGAUUAGGCUUCACUGAGUGACAUUUUGCAUCUGCUUUUCUUUCAUUCUAACGGUGCUUGUGUUUGUUUUUGUGCACUAGGCGCAGUUGUGUAGCUGUUGAAUUGUGCUGGUUAGCUGUUAAGGUGCCAUGUUGCUGUGCGGGGGGCUUGGAUGUUUCCAGUUUUCUCCAGAAAGCUGCUGUGACUGCGCUGCUACGGCUGCUAAAGUCAGUCUGUCCUUUUGUGACAAAUGGAGGUUUUGACUGGAAAACGGGACUUUCAUUCAUUAAAGAUUUGGGUUUUUUUUGUCUGAAA
Molecule: messenger RNA, 1582 nt
Organism: Oryzias latipes (Japanese medaka)
Lineage: Eukaryota; Metazoa; Chordata; Actinopteri; Beloniformes; Adrianichthyidae
Gene: srsf2b
Product: serine and arginine rich splicing factor 2b
Molecular function (GO): RNA binding
Source: RefSeq, a predicted model, not a curated record